Molecule: messenger RNA, 1966 nt
Organism: Daphnia magna
Lineage: Eukaryota; Metazoa; Arthropoda; Branchiopoda; Diplostraca; Daphniidae
Product: carboxypeptidase M-like
Biological process (GO): proteolysis
Cellular component (GO): cell surface
Molecular function (GO): metallocarboxypeptidase activity; zinc ion binding
Source: RefSeq, a predicted model, not a curated record
UCCGUCAGUGACGGCCGCCCGCUGACACCCGCAACUCCCAAACCGUUGGAUUUCGGUUACCAUAAUUACGACAAUAUGACGGCCUGGUUGAAACACUUCAGUGCCUCCAAUCCAGAUCUAACGGCCCUUUAUUCAAUCGGCAAAUCCGUUCAAGGUCGCGAAUUGUGGGUAAUGGUGGUAUCGUCUUCUCCGUUCCAACACAUGAAAGGCAAGCCGGAUGUCAAGUACGUGGCAAACAUCCACGGUAACGAGGCCGUCAGCAGAGAAAUGGCUCUCCAUCUUAUCGAACAUUUGGUUAAAAACUAGGAAGACGCUUACAUCCGUUGGCUGCUGGAUCAAACGCGAAUUCACAUCUUGCCAAGUCUCAAUCCAGACGGAUUCGAAGUGGCUCGCGAGGGUACUUGCACCGGUGGUCAAGGAAGGUACAACGCCCGUGGUUUUGACUUGAAUCGAAACUUUCCCGAUUACUUCAAGCAGAACACUAAACGUGUACAACCGGAAACUGAAGCCUACAAGGAAUGGAUAGCUAAAAUUCAAUUCACCUUAUCCGCUGGACUUCACGCCGGUGCGUUGGUCGCAUCCUACCCCUUCGACAACACACCUAAUUCAGUUUACCAAGCGUUUGCUUCCACUCCGUCACAAACGCCGGACGAUGAUGUGUUCCAUCAUCUGGCCACGCUAUACGCCCGUAAUCACGCCACCAUGUAUCAAGGAGUGGCGUGCAAGCCCGGCUCACCUUCGUUCCCCAACGGGACGACCAACGGAGCGGCCUGGUACCCGCUGACGGGCGGAGCCCAGGAUUAUUCGUACGUCUGGACGGGCACGAUGGAAAUCACCGUUGAAAUGGCUUGCUGUAAAUAUCCUCCAGCUGCGGAAUUACCCGUCCACUGGAGCGAACAUCGGCAAGCGCUUAUCCGUUUCGUGGGUGAAGCUCAUCGUGGUGUACGAGGUUUCGUGACCGACGGUAAUGGCAGACCGCUAGAAAACGUCGCAAUGAAAAUCAAAGGUCGUGACGCUCCGUUCCAGACUACCAAACAUGGCGAAUAUUGGCGCAUUCUUUUGCCAGGUUACUACCGGAUUGAGGCGUACAAAGAAGGUUACGAACCGGUUGAAGAUGAUUUUAGCGUCACCGAUCAUCACGCCACGCAAGUCAAUCUGACUCUUUUCAAACAGGUUGACUCUAAAAUGGAUUUGGGACGUUAGAUGACGUCAGUAAUUACUAUUCCUUAUCGGCGAGUGAUGAACAACCAAAUAAACGACAUCCUAGCAUUUCCAAUAAACAGGACGUUCCCCAUCCUACGGGGCUCAGUGGACUCCUGAUCACGCUCAGAUCGCAGAUGGACAAUCUCUUUGCAAAUCUGUUCGGUUGAGGAAUCGAAUUGGAAAUGAGAAACAGUAAAAAUGCGGACAAAAAUAUGAUUGACGGAGAAAUUCAUGGAAGAGCGCAUCCUGUGACGGUCGGUUAUUUAGACCAUAGUGACGACGGAUGCAAAACCCACGCCUUUUUAUUUUAUUUAUUUUUGUAAGCCUCUUAAAAUAAAAUUUUUUUUCUGGAUGGAUAGUCGUCUCUUCGCUAGGUAGCAGCGGAAGGAAAAGAAACAACCAUCGAUCAUUUCCGGUAUUCUUUCUUGUAUUGAAAUGGACUUGUCUACCAUUACGUAUAGAUUUUGUACUACAUUGUUUUUUUUUUGUUUUUUUCAAAAAUGAAAGUGUACUGUACAUAUGGAACUCCUUUCCCCAAAUGUUAUUUCCUUUAUUCCGAUUGUCUUCAAAAGCAAUCAUCGCUGUCUACCCCCAUCUCUACAACAACAUUCUUAUCGCACUUUACAACCACAAAACUAUUUAUAUGCACAUUUGUCAUGAGCACACGUAUAUCUGUUACUUGUACUGAAGACAAGAAGGUGGAUCGAUAUCGAUGCAAGAAGAAAUAAAUAAAAACAAAAACCUAAAAGGAAAAAAAAAAAAA